This is a messenger RNA of Brachypodium distachyon (stiff brome), 3541 nucleotides long. Its product is annotated as probable LRR receptor-like serine/threonine-protein kinase At3g47570. Lineage: Eukaryota; Viridiplantae; Streptophyta; Magnoliopsida; Poales; Poaceae. Gene Ontology annotation, biological process: hormone-mediated signaling pathway; protein phosphorylation. Gene Ontology annotation, molecular function: protein kinase activity; ATP binding; protein binding. Bases 158 to 3364 code for a protein of 1068 amino acids. Gene Ontology annotation, cellular component: plasma membrane. The record is from RefSeq and is a predicted model, not a curated record. The transcript is spliced from 3 exons.
CUUACUUAUUACAGGAGUCCCCGCUUGACCUGUUCUUCGUCUUCCUUGCAUCCGGAGUACGCGAGAGAACCGGCCAGAGCAAGGCAGAGCCAGGAUACAGAAGCAGUAAAGCUUCCUUUGGUCAGGACUUCAGCUUCAGGGAAUUGCAUGCUCCGAAAUGUCUCCUGCUCUAAAAUUGCUUCUCUUGCCACACCUGCUCCUACUCACAUCGACUGCAUGUUCUCAGGCAUUGCCAUUCAGCAAUGGGACUGAUCUCAAUGCCUUGCUAGCGUUCAAGGCAGGUAUAAACCGCCAUUCAGAUGCACUGGCCUCAUGGAACACAAGCAUUGACUUGUGCAAGUGGCGUGGUGUCAUCUGCAGCUACUGGCAUAAGCAAAGGGUAUCAGCACUGAAUCUCUCCUCGGCUGGUCUUAUUGGCUAUAUAUCCCCUUCCGUUGGGAACCUCACGUACCUGACAAGUUUAGACCUCAGCUACAAUCUACUACACGGUGAAAUCCCACAGACAAUUGGCCAGUUGACCCAAAUGUCAUAUCUUGACUUAUCAAACAAUUCGCUCCAAGGUGAAAUGCCCUGGACAAUCGGCCGGUUAUCACAGUUAACAUACCUAUACCUAUCAAACAAUUCGCUUCAUGGGGAGAUCACACAUGGCCUGAGGAACUGCACUCGCCUUGUCAGUAUCAAACUUGACCUGAACAACCUCAGUCGAGAAAUCCCUGAUUGGCUUGGAGGCUUGUCAAGGAUUGAAACCAUAUCAAUAGGAAAGAACAGCUUCACUGGUAGCAUGCCAUCAUCACUUGGAAACCUUUCAUCACUACUUAGAUUGUACCUCAAUGAGAACCAGCUGAGCGGUCCAAUCCCUGAGAGCCUUGGCAGGCUUGGUAACCUUGAAUCCCUGGCACUGCAAGUAAACCACCUCUCAGGCAACAUCCCGAGAACGCUCUUCAACAUUUCUUCACUCGCCCUCAUUGGUCUGCAAAUGAAUGAACUGCAGGGUACACUGCCCUCCAACAUGGGCAAUGGCCUUCGAAAAAUCCGAUACCUUAUCCUUGCUCUGAACCAUUUCACAGGAAGAAUUCCAGCUUCAAUUGCAAAUGCAACCACAAUUAAAUCCAUGGACCUCUCAGGUAACAACCUCACCGGAAUCGUGCCUCCAGAGAUUGGAACACUCUGCCCAAACUUUCUGAUGCUCAAUGGAAACCAGCUGCAGGCAAACACUGUUCAGGACUGGGGGUUCAUCACUUUGCUGACAAACUGUACAAGCCUUCGUUGGAUCACGUUGCAAAACAAUAGGUUCAGCGGUGAGCUUCCAAGCUCUAUUGCCAACCUAUCUCGGGAACUUGUAGCCCUAGAUAUCAGAUAUAAUGAAAUUUCUGGCAAGAUACCAGUUGGCAUUGGCAGCUUUCCCAAACUAUUCAAGCUAGGGCUCUCUAGCAACCAAUUUACUGGCCCCAUACCAGACAGCAUAGGAAGGUUGAAGAUGCUCCAGUUCUUGACACUAGAGAAUAACUUAAUCUCUGAGAUGAUGCCAUCCACACUUGGGAACUUAACACAGUUGCAGCACCUUUCAGUAGAUAACAAUAUGUUGGAGGGACCUAUUCCCCCAAACAUUGGGAAUCUACAACAGCUUGUCAGUGCAACCUUUUCGAACAAUGCACUUUCAGGUCCAUUACCUGGAGAGAUCUUUAGCCUGUCAUCCUUGUCAUACAUUCUGGAUUUGUCUAGGAAUCAUUUUAGUAGUUCUCUUCCAUCCCAAGUUAGUGGUCUCACAAAGUUAACAUACUUGUACAUCCAUGGGAACAACUUAUCUGGGGUGUUGCCAGCCGGUCUCAGCAAUUGUCAGAGCUUGAUGGAGCUCCGUUUGGAUGGUAACUACUUCAAUGGUGUUAUUCCUUCGUCUAUGAGUAAAAUGAGAGGCUUGGUGCUGCUAAACUUGACCAAAAACAGACUCAUUGGCGCAAUUCCUCAAGAAUUAGGACUCAUGACUGGCCUACAGGAACUGUAUCUUGCACAUAAUAACUUGUCUGCACAUAUCCCUGAGACCUUCGAAAACAUGAAAUCAUUGUACCGGCUAGAGGUAUCCUUUAACCAACUUGAUGGGAAAGUUCCAGAACAUGGUGUGUUCACCAAUUUAACCGGGUUCAUUUUUUACGGGAAUGAUAACCUUUGUGGUGGUAUUCAAGAGUUGCAUUUGCCUCCAUGUCCAACAAAAACAAUGGGACACACUCAAAGGAUAACCCAACUCAUUCGAAAUGUAGUGAUCCCAACUGCUAUUGUCGUCUUUGUAUGCUUCAUGAUGGCACUAGGUUUGUUCUCAUUAAAAAACUUCAAAAAUAAAUUAACACUGACAUCUAUUAGAACAGCAUUGGUAACUCCUUCCUUGAUGGGUGACAUGUACCCUCGAGUUUCUUAUUCCAAGUUGUACCAUGCAACAAAUGGCUUCACAACCAACAAUUUGGUCGGUACAGGACGAUAUGGAUGUGUUUAUAAGGGAAGGAUGAUGCUCAAGAAGUCAGUGAGUACUGUGGCUGUGAAGGUUUUUGACCUUGAACAAUCUGGUUCUUCAGAAAGUUUUGUGGCCGAGUGUAAGGCACUUGGUAAAAUUCGCCACCGUAACUUGAUUGGUGUCAUAACUUGCUGCUCUUGCUCUGACUUUAACCAGAAUGACUUCAAAGCAAUUGUUCUCGAUUUCAUGCCUUAUGGGGGUCUUGAUAAGUGGUUACACCCAGAAAUAUAUGGAUCAAAUCCAGUCAAAAUUCUAACAUUAGUGCAAAGAUUGAGCAUUGCUUCCGACAUUGCUGCUGCUCUAGACUAUUUGCACAACAACUGCCAGCCAGCGAUAGUUCACUGUGACUUCAAGCCCAGUAAUAUUCUUCUUGGGGAGGACAUGGUUGCUCACGUUGGGGACUUUGGCCUUGCUAAGAUUCUCACUGAUCCAGAAGGCAAGCAAUUGAUCAAUUCAAAGAGUUCGAUAGCGGGAACAAUUGGAUAUGUUGCUGCAGAAUACGGUGAAGGUUGUCAAAUUUCUCCGAGUGGGGAUGUCUACAGCUUCGGUAUCGUGCUCCUUGAGAUGUUUACAGGGAAGGGACCUACACAUGGCAUGUUUACCGAUGGAUUGACCUUGCUCGAGUAUGCAAAGAAGGCUUAUCCAGCACAACUAAUGGAAAUUAUUGACCCCCUUCUGCUAUCAGUGGAGAGGAUACAGGGAGAUCUGAAUAGUAUCAUGUACUCCGUCACAAGACUUGCCCUGGCAUGCAGCAGGAAAAGACCAACUGAGAGGUUGUCCAUGAGAGAUGUUGUAGCUGAGAUGCACCGGAUAAUGGCUCGCUAUGCUGCAGAAGCAACUAGUGAGAGUAGUUUUGAGUGAUGGAACAUAGGUAACUUGUGUUUGAAGAGCAUUAGUUUCAUAAGAUAUACUAGCUGCAUAACAUUGCAAAUUAUGUUAAGGAGGGACAUGUCAGUGUUUAUAGAGCAUGCCUUGUGCUUGAGCAUUGUGGGCAGUACUUUCGAACAUUCAAUCAUCAUGUUUCUAUUCUUCAGUAAA